AGCUGAGCGAGGGGAGCGGCCCGGUGGCCGGCGGUCGCCAGCCGCCAUGGAGGCCGUGCCCCGCAUGCCCAUGAUCUGGCUGGACCUGAAGGAGGCCGGCGACUUCCACUUCCAGCCCGCGGUGAAGAAGUUUGUCCUGAAGAAUUAUGGAGAGAACCCAGAAGCCUACAAUGAAGAACUAAAGAAACUGGAGCUGCUCAGACAGAAUGCUGUCCGUGUUCCACGGGACUUUGAAGGUUGCAGUGUCCUCCGCAAGUACCUUGGUCAGCUCCACUACCUGCAGAGUCGGGUCCCUAUGGGCUUGGGGCAGGAGGCUGCCAUUCCUGUCACAUGGACUGAAAUAUUCUCGGGCAAGUCUGUAGCCCAUGAGGACAUCAAGUAUGAACAGGCCUGCAUUCUCUACAACCUUGGAGCACUGCACUCCAUGCUUGGAGCCAUGGACAAGCGGGUGUCUGAGGAGGGCAUGAAGGUUUCCUGUACUCACUUCCAGUGUGCAGCAGGUGCCUUUGCCUAUCUGCGCGAGCACUUCCCUCAUGCCUACAGCGUUGAUAUGAGUCGACAGAUCCUCACUCUGAAUGUCAACCUCAUGCUGGGCCAAGCUCAGGAGUGCCUUCUGGAGAAGUCGAUGUUGGACAACAGAAAGAGCUUUCUGGUGGCCCGCAUUAGUGCACAGGUGGUGGAUUACUACAAGGAGGCAUGCCGGGCCUUGGAGAACCCUGACACUGCUUCACUGCUAGGCCGGAUCCAGAAGGACUGGAAGAAACUUGUGCAGAUGAAGAUUUACUACUUUGCAGCUGUGGCUCAUCUGCACAUGGGGAAGCAGGCUGAAGAGCAACAGAAGUUUGGGGAGCGGGUUGCAUAUUUCCAGAGUGCUCUGGACAAGCUCAAUGAAGCCAUCAAGUUGGCCAAGGGUCAGCCUGACACUGUGCAAGAUGCACUUCGCUUCACAAUGGAUGUCAUUGGGGGAAAGUACAAUUCUGCCAAGAAGGACAAUGACUUCAUCUACCAUGAGGCUGUCCCAGCACUGGACACCCUUCAGCCUGUAAAAGGUGCCCCUUUGGUGAAACCCUUGCCAGUGAAUCCCACAGACCCAGCUGUUACAGGCCCUGAUAUCUUCGCCAAAUUGGUGCCCAUGGCUGCCCACGAAGCCUCAUCACUGUACAGUGAAGAGAAAGCCAAGCUGCUUCGGGAGAUGAUGGCCAAAAUUGAAGACAAGAAUGAGGUGCUAGACCAGUUCAUGGAUUCGAUGCAGCUGGAUCCAGAGACAGUAGACAACCUUGAUGCCUACAACCACAUUCCACCACAGCUCAUGGAGAAGUGUGCAGCUCUCAGCGUCCGGCCCGACACCGUCAGGAACCUUGUCCAGUCCAUGCAGGUGCUGUCAGGUGUGUUCACGGAUGUGGAGGCCUCUUUGAAGGACAUCAGGGACUUGCUGGAGGAGGAUGAGUUACUAGACCAGAAGCUGCAGGAGGCAGUAGGCCAGGCGGCGGCCAGCACAGCAGUCUCCAAGGCUGAGCUGGCAGAGGUGAGGCGAGAAUGGUCCAAGUACAUGGAAGUUCACGAGAAGGCCUCCUUCACCAACAGCGAACUGCACCGGGCCAUGAAUCUUCAUGUCGGCAACCUGCGCCUGCUCAGCGGGCCACUAGACCAAGUCCGGGCUGCCCUGCCCACACCAACCCUCACCCCAGAGGACAAGGCUGUGUUGCAGAACCUAAAGCGCAUCCUAGCCAAGGUGCAGGAAAUGCGGGACCAGCGCGUGUCCCUGGAGCAGCAGCUACGUGAACUUAUCCAGAAGGAUGACAUCACCGCUUCGCUGGUUACUACAGACCACUCAGAAAUGAAGAAGCUGUUCGAGGAGCAGCUAAAGAAGUAUGACCAGCUGAAGGUAUACUUGGAGCAGAACCUGGCUGCCCAGGACAAUGUUCUCCGGGCACUGACAGAGGCCAACGUACAGUAUGCGGCAGUGCGCAGGGUGCUCAGUGAGCUGGACCAAAAGUGGAAUUCUACGCUACAGACCCUUGUGGCCUCCUAUGAAGCCUACGAGGACCUGAUGAAGAAGUCCCAGGAGGGCAAGGACUUCUAUGCAGACCUGGAGAGCAAGGUGGCCGCUCUCCUAGAACGGGCACAGUCUACUUGCCAGGCCCGUGAGGCUGCCCGCCAGCAAGUCCUGGACAGGGAGCUGAAGAAGAAACCACCACCACGGCCCACAGCCCCAAAGCCACUGCUGCCGCGGAGGGAGGAGGGAGAGGGAGUGGAGACCGACCUGCCUGAGGAGCUGCGCAGCCUGCCCCCCGACAUGGUGGCAGGCCCACGGCCCCCCGAAGCCUUCCUGGGCUCUGCUGCCCCCCUCCACUUCCCUCCUGGCCCUCACUAUGUCUCAGGCCCCUUACCCCCUGGUACCUAUUCAGGACCCACCCAAAUGUUGCAGCCUAGGGUCCCCCAAGCCCCAGCACACCCUGCAAUGGCCAUGGUACCUGGCCCUACUAUUUACUCAACCCCUGCUUACACACCAGAGCUAGGCCUUGUGCCCCGAUCCUCUCCCCAGCACUGUGUGGUAAACAGUCCCUAUGGGGGAACAGGGCCACCCCCACCAGUUGCAGGUCUGCCCUCAGCCCCACCUCCCCAGUUCUUGAGCCCUGAACUGGCCAUGGGGGUUCGGCCAGCCACCACCACAGUAGAUAGUAUUCAGGCCCCCAUCUCCAGCCACACAGCACCUCGACCAAAUCCAGCUCCUCCCCAGGCCUGCUUCACGGUGCCCCCACAGCCACUGCCUCCAUCCUAUACCUCCUACCCACUAGGGGCCAAGCAGCCCCUCCCCACCCAGCACCACUUUUCUCCUGGGAUCCCCACAGGUUUCCCAGCCCCAAGGAUUGGGCCCCAGCCUCUUCCCACCCGAACAGCAUUUGGACCGCAGCCCCCUCAGCAGCCCCUUGCACUCCAGCAUCCACACCUCUUCCCACCCCAGGCUCCAGGACUUGUACCUGCACAGACUCCUUACCCCUUUGCCCCUCAGCCUGGUGUCCUGGCACAACCACCCCCCCCUGUGCAUGCCCAGCUUUACCCAGGCCCCUCUCAGGAUCCUCUGCCCCCCCACUCAGGGGCGCUGCCUUUUCCUAGCACUGGACCACCCCAACCACCCCAUCCCAACCUGGCUUAUGGUCCUGCCCCUAGGGCCCUGGGCCCCCAGGCCACCCCUCUUUCCAUUCAAGGUCCACCGCCUAGUGGCCAGCCCACCCCUAGUCCCCACCUGGUGCCUUCACCAGCUCCAUCACCAGGGCCUGGCUUAGUAUCUCCUCGGCCCCCUGCAACAGAGCCACCCCCACGCCGAGGCACCGCAGCUGCAGAUCUGCUCUCCUCCAGCCCUGAAAGCCAACAUGGUGGUACUCAGCCUCCUGGGGGUGGGCAGCCUCUGCUGCAGCCUACUAAGGUGGACGCUGCUGAGGGCCGGCGGCCACAGGCCCUGCGUCUGAUCGAGCGGGACCCCUACGAGCACCCAGAGAGACUGCUGCGAUUGCAGCAGGAGCUGGAGACAUUUCGGGGCCAGUUGGGUGAUGCUGGAACUCUGGAUAUUGUCUGGCGAGAGCUACAAGAGGCACAGGAACAGGACGCCCGUGGCCGUUCCAUCGCCAUUGCCCGCUGCUACUCACUCAAGAACCGGCACCAGGACAUCAUGCCCUAUGACAGUAACCGCGUGGUGCUGCGCUCUGGCAAAGACGACUAUAUCAACGCCAGCCGUGUGGAGGGGCUCUCGCCGUACUGCCCACCCUUGGUGGCCACUCAGGCCCCACUGCCUGGCACAGCUGCUGACUUCUGGCUCAUGGUACAUGAGCAAAAGGUGUCAGUCAUUGUCAUGCUGGUGUCUGAAGCUGAGAUGGAGAAGCAAAAGGUGGCACGCUACUUCCCCACUGAGAGGGGCCAGCCCAUGGUGCAUGGUGCCCUCAGCCUGGCACUGAGCAGUGUCCGCAGCACUGAGACCCACGUGGAGCGGGUGCUGAGCCUGCAGUUCCGUGACCAGAGCCUCAAACGCUCACUUGUGCACCUCCACUUUCCCACUUGGCCUGAGUUAGGCCUGCCAGACAGCCCCAGCAACCUCCUACGCUUCAUCCAGGAGGUGCACACACAUUACCUGCACCAGCGGCCUCUGCACACACCCAUCAUUGUGCACUGCAGCUCCGGGGUGGGCCGCACAGGAGCCUUUGCACUGCUUUAUGCGGCUGUGCAGGAGGUGGAGGCUGGAAAUGGAAUUCCUGAGCUGCCUCACCUGGUGCGGCGCAUGCGACAGCAGAGGAAACAUAUGCUGCAGGAGAAACUGCACCUCAAGUUCUGCCAUGAGGCAGUGGUGAGACACGUGGAGCAGGUCCUGCAGCGCCAUGGUGUACCCCCUCCAUGUAAGCCCUCAGCUGGCACAGGCAUCAGCCAGAAGAAUCACCUUCCUCAGGAUUCCCAGGAUCUGGUCCUUGGUGGUGACGUGCCCAUCAGCUCCAUCCAGGCCACCAUUGCCAAGCUCAGCAUCCGGCCUCCAGGGGGCUUAGAAUCCCCAGCUACCAGCCUGCCAGGCCCUGCAGAAUCCCCAGGCCUGCCACCAGACAGCGUCCCAGAGUCUACCCAGCUUCCAUCUUCCUCUCCACCGCCUCUCACUUCACCCCAGCCUGAGGCCCCCCAGCCUGAGGAGGAGCAGCCGGUACCUGAGGCCCCUACCUCAGGGCCCCCUUCCUCCUCUUUGGAGUUGCUGGCCUCCCUCACCCCAGAGGCCUUCUCUCUGGACAACUCCUUGCGGGGAAAGCAGAGGAUGAGCAAGCAGAACUUUCUGCAGGCCCAUAAUGGGCAAGGUCUGCGGGCUGCCCGGCCUACUGAUGACCCCCUCAGCCUUCUGGAUCCACUCUGGACACUCAACAAGACAUGAAUAGGCUUCGCCUAUCUGGGUCUUACACUACAUCAUCUCCCCGCCUGUUCACCAGCAGGACCUGAGGUGGGCUAGAUCUCUCCCAUUCCUGCUGCCUUCAGCCCUGCCUGGCCCAGCCCGCACCCCUGUGGGGUGAGAGAUGCAUUGCGGGCCUUGGGUCAGGUUCUGCUCCUUUGUGGGACCUGACAUUUUUCAGCCUUUGCUAUUGAAGAAAUAAAACUGACCUUACCUGUUCUGUG
Messenger RNA from Condylura cristata (star-nosed mole), 5142 nucleotides. It is a transcript of the gene PTPN23, whose product is annotated as protein tyrosine phosphatase, non-receptor type 23. Gene Ontology annotation, molecular function: protein binding; protein tyrosine phosphatase activity. Gene Ontology annotation, cellular component: endosome. NCBI's taxonomy places the organism in Eukaryota, Metazoa, Chordata, Mammalia, Eulipotyphla, Talpidae. The transcript is spliced from 25 exons. Bases 47 to 4903 code for a protein of 1618 amino acids. The record is from RefSeq and is a predicted model, not a curated record. Gene Ontology annotation, biological process: protein transport to vacuole involved in ubiquitin-dependent protein catabolic process via the multivesicular body sorting pathway; endocytic recycling; early endosome to late endosome transport.